Messenger RNA from Ochotona princeps (American pika), 14120 nucleotides. Its product is annotated as plectin. Gene Ontology annotation, biological process: wound healing; intermediate filament cytoskeleton organization; hemidesmosome assembly. Gene Ontology annotation, cellular component: perinuclear region of cytoplasm; sarcolemma; cytoskeleton. Gene Ontology annotation, molecular function: ankyrin binding; structural constituent of cytoskeleton; cadherin binding. Lineage: Eukaryota; Metazoa; Chordata; Mammalia; Lagomorpha; Ochotonidae. The record is from RefSeq and is a predicted model, not a curated record. Bases 62 to 13699 code for a protein of 4545 amino acids. The transcript is spliced from 32 exons.
GGGAGCAGAACCGGCUGACGGGGCAGGACGUCCAGACGUCCCGCGGGCCGCCCCGAAGCUCAUGGCCGAGCCCGCGUGGGGCACGGGGGGCGCCUUCCCCUUGCAGAGGGAGGUGGCACUGCAGCGGCUGUGCUGGCUGGAUGGGCCCUGCGAGCAGGCCCGCAGGCAGUACCUCCACCUGCUGCUGUGCUGUGCAGAUGAGAGGGACCGGGUCCAGAAGAAGACCUUCACCAAGUGGGUCAACAAACACCUCAUCAAGGCCCAGAGGCACAUCACUGACCUGUACGAGGACCUCCGUGAUGGCCACAACCUCAUCUCCCUGCUGGAGGUGCUGUCAGGAGACAGCCUGCCUCGGGAGAAGGGGAGGAUGCGCUUCCACAAGCUGCAGAAUGUCCAGAUCGCCCUGGACUACCUCCGACAUCGCCAGGUAAAGCUGGUGAACAUACGCAAUGAUGACAUCGCCGACGGCAACCCCAAGCUAACGCUGGGCCUCAUCUGGACCAUCAUCCUGCACUUCCAGAUCUCGGACAUCCAGGUGAGUGGGCAGUCGGAGGACAUGUCGGCCAAGGAGAAGCUGCUGCUGUGGUCACAGCGCAUGGUGGAGGGCUACCAGGGCCUGCGCUGCGACAACUUCACCUCUAGCUGGCGCGACGGCCGGCUCUUCAAUGCCAUCAUUCACCGGCACAGGCCCAUGCUCAUCGACAUGAACAAGGUGUUCCAGCAGUCCAACCUGGAGAACCUGGACCAGGCCUUCUCCGUGGCCGAGCGGGAUCUGGGGGUGACUCGGCUUCUGGACCCCGAGGAUGUGGACGUCGCACAGCCCGAUGAGAAGUCCAUCAUCACCUACGUCUCAUCCCUGUAUGACGCCAUGCCCCGUGUGCCCGACGUGCAGGACGGGGUGAAGGCCAACGAGCUGCAGCUGCGCUGGCAGGAGUACCGGGAGCUGGUGUUGCUGCUGCUGCAGUGGGUCCGGCACCACACGGCCGCCUUUGAGGAGCGCAAGUUCCCCUCCAGCUUCGAGGAGAUCGAGAUCCUGUGGUGCCAAUUCCUGAAGUUCAAGGAGAAGGAACUUCCCGCCAAAGAGGCGGACAAGAACCGGUCCAAGGCCAUCUACCAGUCCCUGGAGGGUGCAAUACAAGCAGGCCAGCUCAAGGUGCCGCCCGGCUACCAUCCGCUGGACGUGGAGAAGGAGUGGGGCAGGCUACACGUGGCCAUCCUGGAGCGGGAGAAGCAGCUCCGCAGCGAGUUUGAGAGGCUGGAGCGGCUUCAGCGGGUCGUGAGCAAGCUGCAGAUGGAGGCGGGUCUGUGCGAGGAGCAGCUGAACCAGGCAGACGCCCUGCUGCAGUCGGACGUCCGGCUGCUGGCCUCGGGCAAGGCGCCACAGCGGGCGGGGGAGGUAGAGCGGGACCUGGACAAGGCGGACACCAUGAUCCGGGUGCUCUUCAAUGACGUGCAGACGCUCAAGGACGGGCGGCACCCUCAGGGCGAGCAGAUGUACCGCAGGGUGUACCGCUUGCACGAACGCCUGGUAGCCAUCCGCACCGAGUUCACCCUGCGGCUAAAGGCCGGCGUGGCCACCCCCGUGACCCAGACGGCCCUGCUGGGCACGCAGAGGCGUCCCGAGCUGGAGGACUCCACCCUGCGCUACCUGCAGGACCUGCUGGCCUGGGUGCAGGAGAACCAGCGGCGGCUGGAUGGCGCCGAGUGGGGGGUGGACCUGCCCAGUGUGGAGGCUCAGCUGGGCAGCCACCGAGGCCUACACCAGUCCAUUGAGGAAUUCCGGUCCAAGAUCGAGAGGGCGCGCAGCGAUGAGGGCCAGCUGUCGCCGGCUGCCCGGGGCGCCUACCGGGAUUGCCUGGGCCGGCUGGACUUGCAGUACGCCAAACUGCUGAACUCCUCCAAGGCCCGCCUGCGGUCACUGGAGAGCCUGCAUGGGUUUGUGGCGGCCACAACCAAGGAGCUCCUGUGGCUGAGCGAGAAGGAGGAGGAGGAGGUGGGCUUCGACUGGAGUGAGCGUAACACCAACAUGGCCGCCAAGAAAGAGAGCUACUCGGCCCUGAUGCGAGAGCUGGAGCUGAAGGAGAAGAAAGUCAAGGAGAUCCAGAACAUGGGGGAUCGGCUGCUGCGGGAGGAGCACGCUGCCAGGCCCACGGUGGAGUCCUUCCAGGCAGCGCUGCAGACACAGUGGAGUUGGAUGCUUCAGUUGUGCUGCUGCGUGGAGGCCCACCUGAAGGAGAACACCGCCUACUUCCAGUUCUUCUCGGAUGUGCGGGCCGCCGAAGAGCAGCUGCAGAAGCUGCAGGACACGAUGCGCAGGAAGUACAGCUGCGACCGCUCCAUCACCAUCACACGGCUGGAGGACCUGCUGCAGGAUGCCCAGGACGAGAAGGAGCAACUGAGCGAGUACAAGGGGCACCUCGCAGGCCUGGCGAAGCGGGCCAAGGCCAUUGUGCAGCUGAGACCCCGCGACCCGGCACACGCUGUGCGGGGCCACGUGCCCCUGCUGGCCGUGUGCGACUACAAGCAGGUGGAGGUGACCGUGCACAAGGGAGACACGUGCCAGCUGCUGGGGCCCGCGCAGCCGUCCCACUGGAAGGUCCUGAGCAGCACGGGCAGCGAGGCCGCCGUGCCGGCCGUGUGCUUCCUCGUGCCGCCACCCAACCCAGAGGCCCUGGAGGCUGUGGCCAGGCUCGAGGCCCAGCACCAGGCCCUGGUCACACUAUGGCACCAGCUGCACGUGGAUAUGAAGAGCCUCCUGGCCUGGCAGAGCCUCAGCCGGGAUGUGCAGCUCAUCCGCUCCUGGUCGCUGGUCACGUUCCGCACGCUGAAGCCGGAGGAGCAGCGCCAAGCCCUUCGCAGCCUGGAGCUGCACUACCAGGCCUUCCUGCGGGACAGCCAGGAUGCCGGGGGCUUCGGGCCUGAGGACCGGCUGGCAGCCGAGCGCGACUACAGCUCCUGCAGCCACCACUACCAGGAGCUACUGCAGAGUGCCGAGCAGGGGGAGCAGGAGGAGUCGCGCUGUCAGCGCUGUAUCUCAGAGCUCAAAGACGUGCGGCUGCAGCUGGAGGCCUGUGAGGCCCGCACCGUGCAUCGUCUGCGCUUGCCGCUGGACAAGGAACCGGCACGGGAGUGUGCCCAGCGCAUCGCCGAGCAGCAGAAGGCACAGGCUGAGCUGGAGGGGCUGGGCAAGGGUGUCAGCCGGCUGUCUGCCGAAGCAGAGACGAUCCUGGCGCUGCCUGAGCCCUCACCGGCAGCCCCGACCCUGCGCUCGGAGCUGGAGCUGACGCUGGGCAAGCUGGAGCAGGUCCGCAGCCUGUCAGCCAUCUACCUAGAAAAGCUCAAGACCAUCAGCCUGGUGAUCCGCAGUACCCAGGGUGCCGAGGAGGUGCUCCGGGCCCACGAGGGGCAGCUCAAGGAGGUGCAGGCUGUGCCAGCCACCCUCCCGGAGCUUGAGGCCACUAAGGCCUCGCUGAAGAAGCUGCGGGCCCAGGCGGAGGCGCAGCAGCCAAUGUUUGACGCCCUGAGGGACGAGCUGCGGGGGGCACAGGAAGUGGGCGAGCGGCUGCAGCAGAGGCAUGGGGAGCGGGACGUGGAGGUGGAGCGCUGGCGUGAGCGGGUGUCACAGCUGCUGGAGCGCUGGCAGGCCGUGCUGGCCCAGACGGACCUGCGGCAGCGGGAGCUGGAACAGCUGGGCCGCCAGCUGCGCUACUACCGCGAAAGCGCCGACCCGCUGGCGGCCUGGCUGCAGGACGCCCGGCAGCGGCAGGAGCAGGCCCAGGCCUUGACGCUCGCCAACAGCCGUGAUGUGCGGGAACAGCUGCUGGAGGAGAAGGCCCUGCUGGAGGAGAUUGAGCGCCACGGUGAGAAGGUCGAGGAGUGCCAGAGGUUUGCCAAGCAGUACAUCAAUGCCAUCAAGGACUACGAACUCCAGCUUGUCACUUACAAGGCCCAGCUGGAGCCAGUGGUGUCUCCUGCCAAGAAGCCCAAGGUCCAGUCUGGGGCGGAGAGCGUGAUCCAGGAGUAUGUGGACCUGCGCACGCGCUACAGCGAGCUGACCACACUCACCAGCCAGUACAUCAAGUUCAUCAGUGAGACCCUCCGGCGCAUGGAAGAGGAGGAGAGGCUGGCGGAGCAGCAGCGCGCGGAGGAGCGGGAGCGGCUGGCGGAGGUGGAGGCUGCGCUGGAGAAGCAGCGGCAGCUGGCCGAGGCGCACGCUCAGGCCAAGGCGCAGGCCGAGCAGGAGGCGCAGGAGCUGCAGCGACGCAUGCAAGAAGAGGUGGCGCGGCGGCAGGAGGCGGCCGUGGACGCGCAGCAGCAGAAGCGCAGCAUCCAGGAGGAGCUGCAGCAGCUGCGGCAGAGCUCAGAGGCCGAGAUCCAGGCCAAGGUCCAGCAGGCGGAAGCGGCCGAGCGCAGCCGCGUGCGCAUCGAGGAGGAGAUCCGCGUGGUGCGCCUGCAGCUGGAGACCACGGAGCGCCAGCGCAGCGGGGCUGAGGGGGAGCUGCAGGCGCUGCGCGCCCGUGCCGAGGAGGCUGAGGCGCAGAGGCGGCAGGCGCAGGAGGAGGCGGAGCGCUUGCGCCGGCAGGUGCAGGAGGAGAGCCAGCGCAAGCGGAAGGCUGAGGCGGAAUUGGCGCUGCGUGUGCAGGCUGAGGCCGAGGCCGCUCGGGAGAAGCAGCGGGCUCUGCAGGCGCUGGAGGAAGUGCGGCUGCAGGCGGAGGAGGCCGAGAGGCAGCUGCGGCAGGCGGAAGCCGAGCGGGCCCGGCAGGUGCAGGUGGCCCUGGAGUCAGCCCAGCGCAGCGCUGAGGCGGAGCUGCAGAGCAAGCGUGCGUCCUUCGCGGAGAAGACGGCCCAGCUGGAGCGCACGCUGCAGGAGGAGCACGUGGCCGUGGCGCAACUGCGGGAGGAGGCAGAGCGGCGGGCGCAGCAGCAGGCCGAGGCCGAGCGCGCCCGCGAGGAGGCCGAGCGCGAGCUGGAGCGCUGGCGGCUGAAGGCCAACGAGGCGCUGCGCCUACGGCUGCAAGCAGAGGAGGUAGCACAGCACAAGAGCCUGGCGCAGGCCGAGGCCGAGAAGCAGAAGGAGGAGGCGGAGCGAGAGGCGCGGCGGCGCGGCAAGGCUGAGGAGCAGGCGGUGCGGCAGCGGGAACUGGCUGAGCAGGAGCUGGAGAAGCAGAGGCAGCUGGCCGAGGGCACGGCCCAGCAGCGCCUGGCCGCCGAGCAGGAGCUGAUCCGGCUGCGGGCCGAGACCGAGCAGGGCGAGCAGCAGCGGCAGGUGCUGGAGGAAGAGCUGGCCCGAUUGCAGCGGGAAGCGGCCGCCGCCGCCCACAAGCGCCAGGAGCUGGAGGCGGAGCUGGCCAAGGUGCGGGCCGAGAUGGAGGUGCUGCUGGCCAGCAAGGCGCGGGCCGAGGAGGAGUCGCGAUCCAGCAGCGAGCGCUCCAAGCAGCGGCUGGAGGCUGAGGCCGGGCGCUUCCGCGAGCUGGCCGAGGAGGCGGCGCGCCUGCGGGCCCUGGCCGAGGAGGCCAAGCGGCAGCGGCAGCUGGCCGAGGAGGACGCGGCGCGGCAGCGGGCCGAGGCCGAGCGCGUGCUGGCCGAGAAGCUGGCGGCCAUCGGGGAGGCCACGCGGCUCAAGACGGAGGCGGAGAUCACGCUGAAGGAGAAGGAGGCGGAGAACGAGCGGCUGCGCCGGCUGGCCGAGGACGAGGCCUUCCAGCGGCGCCGGCUGGAGGAGCAAGCGGCGCAGCACAAGGCGGACAUCGAGGAGCGCCUGGCGCAGCUGCGCAAGGCCUCGGAGAGCGAGCUGGAGCGGCAGAAGGGGCUGGUGGAGGACACGUUGCGCCAGCGGCGGCAGGUGGAGGAGGAGAUCCUGGCGCUGAAGGCGAGCUUCGAGAAGGCGGCCGCGGGCAAGGCGGAGCUGGAGCUGGAGCUGGGGCGGCUGCGGGGUGAUGCUGAGGACACCCAGCGCAGCCGGGAGCAGGCGGAGCGCGAGGCCGCCCGGCAGCGGCAGCUGGCAGCAGAGGAGGAGCAGCGGCGCCGCGAGGCCGAGGAGCGGGUGCAGAAGAGCCUGGCGGCCGAGGAGGAGGCUGGCCGGCAGCGCAAGGCCGCGCUGGAAGAGGUGGAGCGGCUCAAGGCCAAGGUGGAGGAGGCCUGGCGGCUGAGGGAACGCGCCGAGCAGGAGUCGGCGCGGCAGCUGCAGCUGGCCCAGGAGGCCGCCCAGAAGCGCCUGCAGGCCGAGGAAAAGGCGCACGCCUUCGCGGUGCAGCAGCGGCAGCAGGAGCAGAGCAUGCUGGAGCGGCUGCGGGCAGAGGCAGAGGCCGCCCGGCGAGCCGCGGAGGAGGCGGAGGCGGCGCGCGAGCAGGCGGAGCGCGAGGCUGCGCGCUCUCGGCAGCAGGUGGAGGAGGCAGAGCGCCUGAAGCAGACGGCGGAGGAGCAGGCGCGUGCCCAGGCGGAGGCGCAGGCCGCAGCCGAGCAGCUGCGCAAGGACGCGGAGCAGGAGGCGGCGAGGCGCGCGCAGGCCGAGCAGGCGGCCCUGCGGCAAAAGCAGGCGGCCGACGCCGAGAUGGAGAGGCACAAGCGCUUCGCGGAGCAGACGCUGCGGCAGAAGGCGCAGGUGGAGCAGGAGCUGACGGCGCUGCGGCUGCAGCUGGAAGAGACGGACCACCAGAGGGGCAUCCUGGACGAGGAACUGCAGCGGCUGAAGGCCGAGGUGACGGAGGCCGCCCGCCAGCGCAGCCAGGUGGAGGAGGAGCUGUUCUCAGUGCGCGUGCAGAUGGAGGAGCUGGGCAAGCUCAAGGCCCGCAUCGAGGCCGAGAACAGGGCCCUGGUGCUGCGCGACAAGGACAACACCCAGAGGCUCCUGGAGGAGGAGGCUGAGAAGAUGCGGCAGGUUGCUGAGGAGGCCGCGCGGCUGAGCGUGGCGGCGCAGGAGGCGGCGCGCCUGCGGCAGCUGGCCGAGGAGGACCUGGCACAGCAGCGGGCACUGGCCGAGAAGGCCCUCAAGGAGAAGAUGCAGGCGGUGCAGGAGGCCACGCGGCUGAAGGCCGAGGCCGAGCUGCUGCAGCGGCAGAAGGACCUGGCACAGGAGCAGGCCCGGCGGCUGCAGGAAGACAAGGAGCAGAUGGCGCAGCAGCUGGCCCAGGAGACCCAGGGCUUCCAGCGCACGCUGGAGGCUGAGCGGCAGCGGCAGCUGGAGAUGAGUGCCGAGGCCGAGCGCCUCAAGCUGCGCGUGGCCGAGAUGAGCCAGGCUCAGGCCCGCGCCGAGGAGGAUGCGCAGCGCUUCCGCAAGCAGGCCGAGGACAUCGGCGAGAAGCUGCACCGCAGUGAGCUCGCGUCACAGGAGAAGGUCACGCUGGUGCAGACGCUGGAGCUGCAGCAGCAGCAGAGCGACCGCGACGCCGAGCGCCUGCGUGAGGCCAUUGCCGAGCUGGAGCGUGAGAAGGAGAAGCUGAAGCAGGAGGCGCAGCUGCUGCAGCUCAAGUCCCAGGAGAUGCAGACGGCGCAGCAGGAGCAGAGGCUGCAGGAGGCACAGGCCCUGCAGCAGAGCUUCCUGUCGGAGAAGGACAGCCUGCUGCAGCGGGAACGCCUGGUGGAGGAGGAGAGGGCCAAGCUGGAGAAGCUGUUCCAGGACGAGGUGGCCAAGGCGCAGCAGCUGCGCGAGGAGCAGCAGCGGGAGCAGCAGCGCAUGGAGCAGGAGCGGCGGCAGCUGGUGGCCAGCAUGGAGGAGGCCCGGCGGCAGCAGCGCGAGGCGGAAGAGGGCGUGCGGCGCAAGCAGGAGGAGCUGCAGCGCCUGGAGCAGCAGCGGCAGCAGCAGGAGCAACUGCUGGCUGAGGAGAACCAGCGGCUGCGCGAGCGGCUGAAGCGCCUGGAGGAGGAGCACCGGGCUGCCCUGGCACACUCAGAGGAGGUCGCAGCCUCCCAGGCAGCCGGCACCACCAAAGCCUUGCCCAAUGGGCGGGAUGCUCCCGAUGGGCCAGCUGCAGACACGGAGCCCGAGCACGCCUUCCAGGGCCUGCGGCGCCCCGUGCCGGCCCAGCAGCUGCAGCAGGCGGGCAUCCUGAGCGCGGAGGAGCUGCAGCGGCUGGCCCAGGGCCGCACCACGGUGGCUGAGCUGGCGCGCCGCGAGAAUGUGCAUCGCUACCUGCAAGGCUCCGGUGGCGUGGCUGGGCUGCUGCUGCAGUCGAGCGGUGAAAAGCUGAGUGUGUACACUGCCCUGCAGCGGCAGCUGCUGAGCCCCGGCACAGCCCUCAUCCUGCUCGAGGCCCAGGCGGCUUCCGGCUUCCUGCUGGACCCCGUGCAGAACCGGAGGCUGACCGUCAAUGAGGCCGUGAAGGAGGGCUUGGUGGGCCCCGAGCUGCACCACAAGCUGCUGUCGGCCGAGCGCGCCGUCACCGGCUACACCGACCCCUACUCGGGCGAGCGCAUCUCGCUCUUCCAGGCCAUGCAGAAGGACCUCAUCGUGCGCGACCACGGCAUCCGCCUGCUGGAGGCGCAGAUCGCCACGGGUGGCAUCAUCGACCCCGUGCACAGCCACCGCGUGCCCGUGGCCGUGGCCUACGAGCGCGGCUACUUCGACGAGGACAUGAACCGCGUGCUGGCCGACCCCUCCGACGACACCAAGGGCUUCUUCGACCCCAACACGCACGAGAACCUCACCUACGUGCAGCUGCUGGAGCGCUGCGUGCGCGACCCCGACACUGGGCUGCACCUGCUGCCGCUCACGGAUGCUGCUAAGGGCAGCGAGCUGGUGUACACGGACUCAGAGGCCCGAGAUGUCCUGGAGAAGGCCACUGUGUCCGCACUGCCCGGCAGGUUCCAGGGCAGGACGGUGACCAUCUGGGAGCUCCUCAACUCGGAAUGCUUCACCGAGGAGCAGCGGCGCGACCUGCUGCGGCAGUUCCGCACGGGCAAGGUCACGGUGGAGAAGGUCAUCAAGAUCGUGAUCACCGUCGUGGAGGAGGUGGAGCAGAGGGAGCGGCUGUGCUUCGAGGGGCUGCGCGCCCUGGUGCCGGCCACCGAGCUGCUGGAGGCCGCCGUCAUCGACCGCGACACCUACCGCCAGCUGCAGCAGGGCGAGCGCUCCGUGCGGGAGGUGGCUGAGGCGGAUGCCGUGCGGCGGGCCCUGCGGGGCUCAGGCGUCAUCGCCGGUGUGUGGCUGGAGGAGGCCGCACGCAAGGUGAGCUUCUACGAAGCCCUCAAGAGGGACAUGCUGCCGGCGGACACUGCCCUAGCCCUGCUUGAGGCCCAGGCCGGCACCGGGCACAUGCUGGACCCUGCCACCAGUGCACGGCUGACGGUGGACGAGGCUGUGCGUGCCGGCCUGGUGGGGCCCGAGCUGCACGAGAGGCUGCUGUCGGCCGAGAAGGCCGUCACGGGCUACAGGGACCCCUACUCUGGGCAGAGCGUCUCGCUCUUCCAGGCCCUGAAAAAGGGCCUGCUGCCCCGGGAGCAGGGCCUGCGCCUGCUGGACGCCCAGCUCGCCACGGGCGGCGUGGUGGACCCCAGCAGGAGCUACCGCGUGCCGGCUGACAUCGCCUGCGCCCGGGGGUGCCUUGACGAGGAGACCAGCAGGACCCUGGCGGUGCCGACGGACACCGUCAAGGCCUACCUGGACCCCGGCACGGGGAAGCUGGUCACCUACCGCCAGCUGCAGCAGCGGUGCCGGCCCGACCCGCUGACCGGCCUGAGCCUGCUGCCGCUGUCCGAGGAGGCCGCCCGGGCCCGGCAGGAGGAGGUCUACUCGGAGGCCCAGGUCCGCGAAACCUUCGAGAAGGCAGCAGUGGAGGUGCCCACGGGCAGCUUCCAGGGCCGGCCGGCCACCGUCUGGGAGCUCCUGAGCUCUGAGUACUUCACCGAGGAGCAGCGGCAGGAGCUGCUGCGGCAGUUCCGCACGGGCAAGGUCACGGUCGAGAAGGUCAUCAAGAUCGUGAUCACCAUCGUGGAGGAGGUGGAGACGCGGCGGCGCGAGCGGCUGGCCUUCAGCGGCCUGCGCGCCCCGGUGCCGGCCGGCCAGCUGCUGGCCGCCGGGGUCCUCAGCAGGGCCCAGUUCGAGCAGCUGCAGGAAGGCAGGACAUCAGUGAAGGAGCUCUCGGAGGUGGACUCGGUGCGUGCGCUGCUGCAGGGCAGCGGCUGCCUGGCUGGCGUCUACCUGGAGGAUGCCAAGGAGAAGGUGACCAUUUAUGAUGCCAUGUGCCGCGGCCUGCUGCGGCCCAGCACUGCCACACUGCUGCUCGAGGCGCAGGCGGCCACGGGCUUCCUGCUGGAUCCCGUCAGCAACCGGCGGCUGUAUGUGAACGAGGCCGUGAAGGCGGGCGUGGUGGGGCCUGAGCUGCACGAGAAGCUGCUGUCGGCCGAGCGCGCCGUCACGGGCUACACCGACCCCUACUCGGGCUCCACCAUCUCCCUCUUCCAGGCCAUGCGCAAGGGGCUGGUGCUGCGGGAGCAGGGCCUGCGCCUGCUGGAUGCCCAGCUCGCCACGGGCGGCGUCAUCGACCCCGUGCACAGCCACCGUCUGCCCCUGGACAUGGCCUGUGAGUACGGCCACCUGGACAGGGAGACGAGCCGCGUGCUGGCCGACCCCAGCGAUGCCAGCAGGGGCUUCUUGGACCCCAACACGCACGAGAAGCUCACCUACUCAGAGCUGCUGGGGCGCUGUGUGGAGGACCCCGAAACCGGGCUGCGCCUGCUGCCGCUGAAGGGGGCCGAGCGGGCAGAGGAGGCCGAGGCCGUGCAGGUGUACUCCGAGGAGGAGACCCGGAAGGCCUUCGAGGAGACGCAGAUAGAGAUCCCCGGCGGCCAGGGCGGCUCCAGCAUGUCGCUGUGGGAGGUCAUGCAGUCAGACCUGAUCCCGGAGGAGCAGCGGGCCCGGCUGAUGGCCGACUUCCGGGCAGGCCGCGUGACCAAGGAGCGCAUGAUCAUCGUCAUCAUCGAGAUCAUUGAGAAGACGGAGAUCAUCCGCCAGCAGGGCCUGGCCUCCUACGACUACGUGCGCCGCCGCCUCACGGCCCAGGACCUGUACGAGGCCCGCAUCCUCUCCCAGGAGACCUACACCCUGCUGCGCCAGGGCACCCGCAGCCUGCGGGAGGCCCUGGAGGCUGAGGACGCCUGGCGCUACCUCUACGGCACGGGGGCUGUGGCCGGCGUCUACCUGCCCGGCUCCCGGCAGACGCUCACCCUGUACCAGGCCCUCAAGAAGGGGCUGCUGAGCACCGAGGUGGCCCGCCUACUGCUCGAGGCCCAGGCGGCCACGGGCUUCCUGCUGGACCCCGUGAAGGGCGAGCGGCUGACGGUGGACGAGGCCGUGCGCAAGGGCCUGGUGGGGCCCGAGCUGCACGACCGGCUGCUGUCGGCCGAGCGCGCCGUCACCGGCUACCGGGACCCCUACACCGAGCAGACCAUCUCGCUCUUCCAGGCCAUGAAGAAGGAACUCAUCCCUGCCGAGGAGGCCCUGCGGCUGCUGGACGCCCAGCUGGCCACCGGCGGCAUCGUGGACCCCCGCCUGGGCUUCCACCUGCCGCUGGACGUGGCCUAUCAGCGGGGCUACCUCAACAAAGACACGUAUGACCAACUCUCAGAGCCCAGCGAGGUGCGGGGCUACGUGGACCCGUCCACUGAUGAGCGCCUGAGCUACACGCAGCUACUGCGGCGGUGCCGGCGUGACGAGGCCAGCGGCCAGCUGCUGCUGCCGCUCUCGGACGCCCGGAAGCUGACCUUCCGCGGCCUGCGCAAGCAGAUCACCAUGGAGGAGCUGGUGCGCUCGCAGGUGAUGGACGAGGCCACGGCACUACGGCUGCAGGAGGGCCUGACCUCGGUGGAAGAGGUGAGCCGGCACCUGCAGAAGUUCCUGGAGGGCACGAGCUGCAUCGCCGGGGUCCUCGUGGACGCCACCAAGGAGCGCCUGUCGGUGUACCAGGCCAUGAAGAAAGGCAUCCUGCGGCCCGGCACAGCCUUCGAGCUGCUGGAGGCGCAGGCGGCCACGGGCUACGUCAUCGACCCCAUCAAGGGGCUCAAGCUCACGGUGGAGGAGGCUGUCCGCAUGGGCAUCGUGGGGCCCGAGUUCAAGGACAAGCUGCUGUCGGCCGAGCGCGCCGUCACCGGCUACCGCGACCCCUACUCGGGCAAGCUCAUCUCGCUCUUCCAGGCCAUGAAGAAAGGCCUGAUUCUGAAGGACCACGGCAUCCGCCUGCUGGAGGCGCAGAUCGCCACGGGCGGCGUCAUCGACCCUGAGGAGAGCCACCGGCUGCCCGUCGAGGUGGCCUACAAGCGCGGCCUCUUCGACGAGGACAUGAACGAGGUCCUCACGGACCCCUCGGACGACACCAAGGGCUUCUUCGACCCCAACACGGAGGAGAACCUCACCUACCUGCAGCUGAUGGAGCGCUGCGUGGAGGACCCCCAGACAGGCCUGCGGCUGCUGCCGCUCAAGGAGAAGAAGCGGGAACGGAAGACGUCGUCCAAGUCGUCGGUGCGCAAGCGGCGUGUGGUCAUCGUGGACCCCGAGACGGGCAAGGAGAUGUCUGUGUACGAGGCCUACCGCAAGGGCCUCAUCGACCACCAGACCUACCUGGAGCUCUCGGAACAAGAGUGCGAGUGGGAGGAGAUCACCAUCUCCUCCUCGGAUGGCGUGGUCAAGUCCAUGAUCAUCGACCGCCGCUCGGGCCGCCAGUACGACAUCGACGACGCCAUCUCGAAGAACUUCAUCGACCGCUCGGCCCUGGACCAGUACCGCGCCGGCACGCUCUCCAUCACCGAGUUUGCUGACAUGCUGUCGGGCAACGCCGGCGGCUUCCGCUCCCGUUCCUCCUCCGUGGGCUCCUCGUCCUCCUCCUACUCGACCGGCCCCGCCGUCUCCAGGGCCCAGCCGGCCACCUGGUCCGACCCCGGCGAGGAGACGGGCCCCGUGGCCGGCAUCCUGGACACGGAGACGCUGGAGAAGGUGUCCGUCACGGAGGCCAUGCAUCGCAACCUGGUGGACAACAUCACGGGGCAGCGGCUGCUCGAGGCGCAGGCCUGCACGGGCGGCAUCAUCGACCCCGCCACCGGCGAGCGCUUCCCCGUGGCCGAGGCCGUGGCCAAGGGCCUGGUGGACAGAAUCAUGGUCGACCGCAUCAGCCUGGCCCAGAAGGCCUUCAGCGGCUUUGAGGACCCACGUACUAAGACCAAGAUGUCGGCCGCCCAGGCGCUCAAGAAGGGCUGGUUGUACUACGAGGCCGGCCAGCGCUUCCUGGAGGUGCAGUACCUGACCGGCGGCCUCAUCGAGCCCGAUGUGCCAGGCCGCGUGCCCCUGGACGAGGCCCUGCAGCGUGGCACCGUGGAUGCCCGCACCGCCCAGAAGCUGCGCGACGUGGGCGCCUACUCCAGGUACCUCACGUGCCCCAAGACCAAGCUGAAGAUCUCCUACAAGGACGCCCUGGACCGCAGCAUGGUGGAAGACGGCACGGGGCUGCGGCUGCUCGAGGCCUCUGCCCAGUCCAGCAAGGGCUACUACAGCCCAUACAGUGUCAGCGGGUCGGCCUCUGCCGCCGGCUCCCGUGCCGGCUCCCGCACCGGCUCCCGCGCCGGCUCCCGCCGUGGCAGCUUCGACGGCACAGGGUCUGGCUUCUCCAUGUCCUUCUCCUCCGCUUCCUAUUCCUCCUCAAGCUACGGCCGCCGCUACGCCUCGUCCUCCGGGCCCGCGGCCUCCCCGGGGGGCCCCGAGUCCGCUGUGGCCUGAGUGGCCCCCGCCCCGCUCCCGUGCCUGCAGCCCCUCCCCACUCUGCAUGCGGCCUGGCCCCCGCCCGGGUCUCUCUCCAAUGUUUCACGGUGUCUUCCUCUUACGCGGUGCCUCAAGUUUAACCAAAAUCGACCAGACUAACACUUUGAUGCGUGUAUUACGUAUGUGCGUGCAGGGACGGGGCCAGCCCAGCCUCGCUGACCACCUCACCCACUAGGGUCUCCCCACUCCCUUCUCCCUGUCACCACAGCCAGGUGCCUUGGGCAGGGGUGGGGGUGACCAGAGCCAGGUCCCCUGCCCACCCUUCCCGUCUCACCAGGCAGGGAGGGCAGCUGCCAGCCGAGGACGGGGUCCCGGGACUGCCCAGAGAAACCCCUUCCCCAUGGGAAGGUGAGAGUUCAGGCUGCGGAGCCCGCAGGCU